CACGCGUGCACUUGAGGCUUUUGAGUGGAAGGGGGCGAGGGGAGUCCGCGGCAUGAAGCGCUAGCGGCCGCGGGCGCUGGUGUGAGGAGGGGCGGGGGCAGAGCCGGCGGCCCGGGCCGGGUUCCGAGCGGGGCAUGCUGAUCACGCUGUGCUACCUGUACCUGUGGGCGCGGUGGGCGGCGCGGCCCGCGCGCAUCAUCCGCAGCACGGUGCGCAGGCUGCACGGCACCCGCUGCUCCUUCACCUUCUGCCGCAGCGGCGGGGGCAGCAAGCUGCAGCUGGAGCAGCCGAGGCCCAGCCCGGGGACUCCCGGAGCCCCUGGGGUCGCUGAGGACAGUGUCUGCCUAAGGAUGGGAAACCGAGUCUUCUUCAUUGACGAGAGCCAGUCCAUUGAUGACUUAAAUAAGUGGGCUCUACUUCUUGUUUCUCCUUUUAUUUAUCCUGGUGAUGUUCUUAAAGCAGAACACAUAGCGUUUGUGAUAGAAAGCAUUUUGUUACAAAGUCAGAAUUUACCCACACCAUUCUUCCCUUCAGAAACGAUUCUAAAGUGGUCAGACUGUUGUUUGCCAUUAGCCUGUAGACCUGGAGAACCUUAUAAGCUAUUUGCUGAAGCAAGUAUAGAUAAUUUCAGUGAGCUGGGCAUUGCAUUCAUGGAAAACAGGCUCCAAAUGGAUAAUGGAAUGGUACCACAAAAGAUUGUCUCUGUACAUCUUCAGGACUCAGUGCUGAAAGAGCUACAGCAGUUGACAUCAUCCAAGAUCACAGAAGUAGAAGAAUUAACUUCAGCCUUAUCUUUCAAAAUUAAACCUGAAUGGGAAGGGACGAAGCAUUUGGGCAGGGAUGACCAGAAGGUUCAGGGUGAGGAGUGUGAUCAGAAGAAAAGCAGUGCUUCUCAGGAGGAACCUACCAAUGCAUCAGAAAAAGGAGAUGACAUUGAUGAACACCAUCACUUACAUCUUUCAAGCUGCCAUGAAUGUUUGGAACUGGAAAGCAGCACCAUUGAAUCUGUCAAAUUUGCAUCUGCAGAAGACAUUCCUGAUCUUCCUUAUGAUUUCAGUAGCAGCCUAGAGGGCAGUAUUAACACAACCUGCCAUAUUGGGCAAGGGAGAAGAGUCAAUGUUACUGGAAAGCCACCAAAUAUUUUACUCUUUGUGGGCUCUGACUCCCAGGAAGCGCAUCAAAGAUUCCAGCAGCUCUGUUGCAUUCUGACUGACUGUGUUGACACUGAUAGUUACACAAUCUACCACCUGAAGGAGAAGAAGGUGCUUAGUGAUCCAUGGCUGCAUAACUCUUUACUGUUGAUCAUUGCCACAGAGGAGCCCAUUUCUGAAGCAAUUUGCCAACAGUUCAUGGCAUACCUCUCCCAAGGUGGGAAGGUUUUGGGGCUAUCUUCUUCCUUCACAUUUGGUGGGCUACAGCUGAGAAGCAAAGAGGAACUGAAGAAGACCAUUCAGACGCUGGUUUUUUCCAAGGCUGAUGACAAUGAAAUGAAACUGAAUGUUCUGACCAGUGGCGGCAUUUACAAAGAAGGCACUGGGGAGCUUCUCAGUCCUGGAAGGCUCAAGGGUUACUUAGAAAACAUAGAGAAAGACAAGAUGAUUGUUCAUUUGCCUUUUGGAACAAAUGGAGGAGAAGCUAUUCUUUGUCAGGUGCACUUGGAAAUGUCUCCCAGCACUUUAACACAAACUCAGGAUGCCUUUAAUUUGUUGAAAUCAAGCAAUUUCAAGAGAUAUGAAGUCCUUAAGGAGAUCCUGACUGUCCUUGGCUUAAGUUGUGAAUUAAACAGAAUCCCUCCCCUGACUCCUCUUUACUUAUUCACAGCUGAGGAGGAAGUUCGAGUUUCCUUUAUGCAGUGGCUUACGGGAAAUGUGGGUCCUGAAGGAGUGAUGACAUUCAGCAAGUUGACCCUUAAAUUUGUUUCAUCCUAUAAACCAGAAUUGGAAGUAACUCCAUCUCAGAUGCCAGUUGUCACCACAACAGAGGAAUUUUCCCCAGAACAUUUUAACCUGGAGAUCUAUCAAAAAAAUUUGCAGACAAAGCAACUAGGAAAAGUAAUUCUGUUUGCUGAAGUGACAUCAUCCACAAUGAGUCUUCUAGAUGGGUUGAUGUUUGAGGUACCAUCAGGCCUGGGUCUAGUAGCAAUUGCAACCCGGCAAACACAAGGAAAAGGUCGUGGUGGCAAUGUCUGGCUUAGUCCUAUGGGAUGUUCUCUUUCUACCUUACACAUACGCAUCCCCCUACAUUCUCAUCUGGGGCAGAGAAUUCCAUAUGUUCAACACUUGAUGUCUCUGGCAGUAGUGGAGGCAGUCCGGUCGAUUCCUGAGUAUCAGGAUAUCAACUUACGAGUAAAGUGGCCCAAUGAUAUCUACUACAGUGAUCAAAUGAAGCUUGGUGGAGUUUUGGUCAACUCAACGCUUAUGGGAACAACUUUUUAUAUACUUAUUGGCUGUGGAUUUAAUGUGAAUAACAGCAACCCUACUAUCUGCAUCAAUGAUCUCAUCAUAGAAUAUAAUAAGAAACACAAUAAAAAUCUAAGUCUGUUCCGUGUGGAUUAUCUUAUUGCAAGAACAAUAACUGUGUUGGAGAGACUGAUAGACGCAUUUCAGGAUAAAGGACCUAAUGCAAUUCUUCCUCUGUAUUAUAAAUACUGGGUGCACAGUGGUCAGCAAGUCCGUCUGGGAAGCGAUGAGGGGCCAAUGGUAUGGAUUGUUGGCAUCGAUGAUUAUGGCUUCCUUCAAGUUCAUCAAGAAGGCGGAGAUAUUGUGACUGUGCAUCCAGAUGGCAAUUCUUUCGACAUGCUGAGAAACCUCAUCAUCCCCAAAAAGCAAUAGUCAUAGGAGCCAGUGAAACGGCACUCAACUGUCAGGAUCACAAUGAUACAGUGUGCCCCAUCUAGUUGAAAUUAGUUUACAGCAAAAGUGCACAGCCACCUGCAAAUACAUUCCUGUUUGAUUUCUUAGGUCUUUCCUAAGCCCAUAAAUCAUGAAGAUCUGUUUACGAUUGUGGGUGCUAGAGGUGUUUUCUUUCUUUAGUUACUUUUCUCAUGCCUUUUUGUCACUUUUUUUGUUUACCAUUUAUUUCUGCCUUCUUUCGAGAAGAGUCACCAGCCUUUCUCUUCUCAGAUUUAAAUUGGUGUUUAUUGACACAUGUAGCUCUUAUUUGGAAAUAGUACGGGGAGAAUUUAGAUAUUUUCACAAUAAUAAAGACCUCACCACUGUUCCCUUUAAAAAGAAGAAAAGCAACAGUCCUCUAGGCUUAAGUCAUUGCUCAGUUAUGGGGGGGGGAGGGGGAAUGGUAAUAUCCUUUCUCCUCAGCCAGGGAGAGAUAUUUUGCAAAGAGGACAUUGUUAACACUUGGUAUAUGUUUUUAUUUCUUUGUUAAGCAAAAAAAAAAAGAGAGAGUAAACAUUUUUCAGAGGUGGUGCUUAUUAUUUAUUUCAUUGUCAUUUGUUAUACUUAAGCAGCUAAAGAAAUUUAAUGUGUGAAAAGAGAUGGAAGAUGUAGUAGAAAAUCACUAAUUCAUGGUGAAUUUAUUUGGAGAGUGAGAGUACAAAUUUCAUGUAUUGAAAUUUACUACAAAUUCAAGAGUCAAGUGACUUUUUAAGCUCAGACUCAAGAUUUCUGAAGAAUGAAAUCAAGUAGGUGUUUGGUGGUGUUGACACACAGCUGACAUAGGGACACCAAGAGGAUAGAGUGCCUGAUAGUGGCAUAACUACAACAACAUACAUCUGUGUGUUAUGCAGGGUGUUCCAAAAGACUUAGUGAAGUUUUAAUCUAUUAAAGUCAAAAUUGCCUGAGAUUUUUGGGACAUCCUGUAUUCUAAGUGAGGAUUGAGACCUUCGAAGAUACUUCUAAGUCUAACUUUGAAAUGUGGAAAAUUCACUGGAUCCUGAUAAGAACAGAUUUUUAAAAAUAUAACAGGUCAGAUUAGCCUCUAAUUAAAGACUGAAUGGCUUAUCUCAGCAUUUGGUUUGUAAAUUGUAAGCUUUCUUUCUCCCUUGUCUAGAAAUAAAACUUUGAGCUGAUUUAGAUUCAGUAUUGAUUAGUUAUUUUAAGGCUUUAAAAGACGUUAAGAAUCGGAUAUAGAAAGAACAAAAGAAAGGAAGCAUUUUUUUUGUAUGUGUUUUCUAUUCCGGAUGUACUCCAUGCUUUUUCCUUGAAGUUGUUGUCUUCAUUUAACUUUUAAAUCGUACAUGCUACUUGUCAACUAUAACUUUUUGUCUAAGUUCUCCCCACUGGUCUUGGUGAAAUAAUUGGAACGAAAGUGGGAUAGAGCUCCUAGCUCUGUGCAAAACCUCUUUAUUACAUAGUGACACUUUCUUUAUACUAUUCUUAGUCAGGAAGGUUGAUGCAAAAACUUAUGAGUUUCAUCAUACAAUCUGACUACAGUACUGAGACGCAGACUCUCAGAAAGGAAAUAUUAACACACUUAACUAAGUUAACCAGUCUCUGGAAAUCUAACAUAAAGAAAACUCACAGAUUUUGGAAACAAGGUUUCAAUUAGAAUUGGGGGAAAAAACAAAAAAACCUAUCCUCCCAACAUGCCUUCUUUUGGGAUUAGUCACAAGUUGUGUUUUUUUCUUAAUCUUUCACUAAAAUUACAAAAAUGGACUUAGCUUUGAGAGGUAGUCUAUGAAAUUUCACUGAAGUAAAAAG
Messenger RNA from Phascolarctos cinereus (koala), 4655 nucleotides. It is a transcript of the gene HLCS, whose product is annotated as holocarboxylase synthetase. Gene Ontology annotation, biological process: protein modification process. Gene Ontology annotation, molecular function: biotin--[biotin carboxyl-carrier protein] ligase activity. Gene Ontology annotation, cellular component: cytoplasm. The record is from RefSeq and is a predicted model, not a curated record. NCBI's taxonomy places the organism in Eukaryota, Metazoa, Chordata, Mammalia, Diprotodontia, Phascolarctidae.